Messenger RNA from Colletotrichum costaricense, 471 nucleotides. RefSeq lists its product as uncharacterized. NCBI's taxonomy places the organism in Eukaryota, Fungi, Ascomycota, Sordariomycetes, Glomerellales, Glomerellaceae. The record is from RefSeq and is a predicted model, not a curated record. The transcript is spliced from 2 exons. The coding region runs from base 1 to 471 and encodes 156 amino acids.
AUGAACUCUCUUCCUAUCGCAAUUAAGGCAGUCGUCGGGGAGAGCCAACAAGAACCUCCUCCAUCAACCGGCGAAGAUACAGUGGCUCUUUUAGAUGAUUGCCGAGAAGUCAUUGAACAGAUCUUCGAACGCACUGCGGCUUACCCUGAGGAUUGGUACACAUAUGCCCACAUGUGGCUGGUCUUGAGGGCGCGAAAGACUCAAUACGAAGACAAGUGCAACAUACUCGAGAAGGCGAGGUUGGAGUACAUUAUAACCGAUUUCAAAAAAGUGAGAGACAUACUCACGGGAGCAGCCAAUAACAGGGAAAAGGUCGAACGCGAGGAUAUGCCAGGUCACGAUUCAGAGUUAUACCAAUCGCUAAAAAAUAUCGAACUGAAUCUUGGGGAAGGCUCACCUAUGUCCCUCGCCGACAGAGGCAUUACCUUUAAGGAUGACUCGUCGAUGUCCCUCGCCAAUUUCAGUCCCUAG